Molecule: messenger RNA, 1768 nt
Organism: Rhodamnia argentea
Lineage: Eukaryota; Viridiplantae; Streptophyta; Magnoliopsida; Myrtales; Myrtaceae
Product: carboxypeptidase SOL1
Exons: 15
Coding region: 150-1625 (491 amino acids)
Biological process (GO): proteolysis
Molecular function (GO): metallocarboxypeptidase activity; zinc ion binding
Source: RefSeq, a predicted model, not a curated record
CGCGACAAUGCGAAACGGACACUCCUUCAGCUGAAUGAAACCCCCCCCCGGCAGCGUCGUCCCCACCCGAAUGAAUCUGAUCCCGGAGCUUAUUACGCAAUUCGUUCCAGAGAAGAACGAGCGCCAUCAACCCGCGAAGUGAGGGCAAGAUGAAGCUCGCCUUCUAUUUGUACCUCCUCCAUCUUGGUCUCUCUUCGUUGUUCGGUCACGCCCGAGCCAGAGGCGGCGAGAGUCGAUCCCUCUCUUCAGCAGGCUUUGCAACUGAUGGUUAUGCUGGGGUCGCGAGGCAUUUGUUCGGGGAGCGGCCGGCAGUGAGUUCCGAUGUGGCUCGUGGGUAUAUGACCAAUUCUGAUCUUGAAAAGGCUGUGAAAGCUUUUGACCGGAGAUGUGGCAAUAUUUCUAGGAUAUACAGUAUUGGGAAAAGUGUUGAUGGAGUGCCCCUGUGGGUUAUAGAGAUCUCUGACAAACCUGGAAUAGAAGAGGCUGAACCUGCAUUUAAAUUCGUAGGAAAUGUGCAUGGGGAUGAACCUGUUGGUCGUGAGCUUCUGAUGCUUCUAGCGAAUUGGAUUUGUGAUAAUUACUUGAAGGAUCCAUUGGCAAAAAUGAUUGUGGAGAAUGUCCACCUUCAUUUACUUCCAUCCAUGAACCCAGAUGGAUUCACACUUAGAAGGCGCGGAAACGCCAAUAACAUUGAUUUAAAUCGAGAUUUUCCUGAUCAGUUCUUUCCAAUGAAUGAAGACAUAAGUUCACGACAGCCCGAAACAAGGGCAAUUAUGAGAUGGUUGAGAGAGAUUCAUUUCACAGCAUCUGCUUCCUUGCAUGGGGGUGCACUGGUUGCAAAUUAUCCAUGGGAUGGAACGGAGGACAGGAGGAGACAUUACUUUGCCAGCCCUGAUGAUGAAACCUUUCGGUUCAUGUCAAGUAUAUACAGUCGCUCUCACCGUAACAUGUCAUUGAGUAAAGAAUUUGAAGGAGGAAUUACGAAUGGAGCAGCUUGGUAUCCGAUAUAUGGUGGCAUGCAAGACUGGAACUAUAUCCAUGGUGGCUGUUUCGAAUUGACAUUGGAAAUUAGUGACAAUAAAUGGCCAAAUGCUAGUGAGCUUCCCACUCUAUGGGAGUACAACAAACGGAGCAUGCUUAAUCUUGUUGCCAGUGUUAUUAAGACUGGAGUUCAUGGAAGAAUCUACUCUUCGGAUAGCGGAAGGCCAUUGCCUGGCUUCGUCCUGAUCAAGGGAAUAAAUAGCACUCAGAUUAAAGCUAGUAGAGGACUUGCUGAUUACCAUAGGAUGCUUGCCCCUGGAGCAAAAUAUGAAGUUGUGGCAUCUAUGCCUGGGUACAAGCCGAAGACCACGACCAUCUGGUUGGAAGAGGGAGCUAUGACUCUGGAUUUUAUUCUGGAUCCCAUAGCUACUACGGUGGAAAAUCAGCUAAAAAGUAUAUGUGAUUGUAGCUGCAGCGGCAGGAGCAGUAUUGAAUUAAUGGGCUUUGUUUGGAAUGCUCACUUGGGAGUGUACUUUCUUUUAGUUAUUAUUGUCCUUGCAUUUAUCUGCAUACUCUUUAGGCGGAGGAUGCCUGUUUUAAAGCAUAGACAAACUGGAGUACUGAAAAAGUCGAUUGUUGUAUAGGGCUUCUGGAGUUAGUUGAUCAGAAGCAAAUUUUGCUCUGUAUUUUAUUCAUCAGCUCUGAAUAUAUCAAGACCAUCUGGGACAAUCCUGUUAGUGAGUGCGGCACAGGUCGAAUCGGAUGGCUGUCAUAGAUGUAAUGAAGA